Messenger RNA from Vigna angularis (adzuki bean), 1246 nucleotides. Its product is annotated as syntaxin-related protein KNOLLE. NCBI's taxonomy places the organism in Eukaryota, Viridiplantae, Streptophyta, Magnoliopsida, Fabales, Fabaceae. Gene Ontology annotation, biological process: exocytosis; intracellular protein transport; vesicle fusion. The transcript is spliced from 2 exons. Gene Ontology annotation, molecular function: SNARE binding; SNAP receptor activity. The record is from RefSeq and is a predicted model, not a curated record. The coding region runs from base 103 to 1056 and encodes 317 amino acids. Gene Ontology annotation, cellular component: SNARE complex; plasma membrane; endomembrane system.
UUCCUCCUACGGUUCAUCAACAUCCUUUCUAUUAUCGUCUUCACUCAUUCUCUUUUACUCUCGUUUUGCUUGCACAUAUCAAAAUCAAUUUCUGAUCCCAAAAUGAACGAUCUAAUGACCAAGUCCUUCACCAGCUACGUGGAUCUAAAGAAAGUUGCGAUGAAAGACGUUGAUUUGGAAGCGGGUAUGGCUGUUCCUCCCGAUGUGGAACUCACCUCUUCCAUAACCCUCUUGGACACUGACAUGGGAAUCUUCUUGGAAGAAGCUGAGAAGGUGAAGACUGAAAUGGGGUCCCUCAGAGACAUCCUCGGCAGCUUGCAGCAGGCCAACGAGGAGAGCAAGUCUCUGCAUAAGGCUGAGGAGCUCAAAGCACUAAGGAGCAGGAUCAACGCCAACAUUGUUGCAGUCCUAAAGAAGGCCAGGGCGAUUCGGACCCAGCUCGAGGAGAUGGACAGGGCCAACGCCGCCAACCGGAGGCUCUCCGGUCUCAAGGACGGCACGCCGGCCAUCUACCGUACCCGGAUCGCUGUCACCAAUGGACUGAGGAAGAAGCUGAAGGAGCUGAUGAUGGAGUUCCAGGGGUUGAGGCAGAGGAUGAUGAGUGAAUACAAGGAUACUGUGGGGAGAAGGUACUUCACAGUGACUGGGGAGUACCCAGAUGAGGAGGUGAUUGAGAAGAUCAUUGCAAAUGGUAAUGAGGAAGAGAUUUUAGGGAAGGCGAUUCAGGAGCAUGGGAGAGGGAAGGUUCUGGAAACUGUGGUGGAGAUUCAGGAUAGACAUGAUGCUGCUAAGGAAGUGGAGAAGAGUUUGCUGGAGCUGCAUCAGGUGUUUCUGGACAUGGCUGUGAUGGUUGAGGCACAGGGUGAGAAAAUGGAUGACAUUGAGCAUCAUGUGUUGCACGCUUCGCACUAUGUUAAGGAUGGGACCAAGAAUCUCCACACUGCAAAGCAUUACCAGAAGAAUAGCAGGAAGUGGUUGUGUAUUGGGAUCAUAUUGCUGCUCAUUCUUAUUCUGGUUAUUGUUAUUCCUGUUGCCACCAGUUUAAGCGGUUCUUGAGUGUUUUUGGUUAUGGCAUUUUAUGGAGGGAUUCGGGUUUGAAUGAUUCUUCUUGAUUCAUCAGUCCCAUAUUUAUGCUCUUUUGUAAAUUUUGUUUUCCUUAGUACUCUAUGUAUGAUUCAUCUUGUAUUUUUGGCAGAAGUUAAGGUUACUAUUUAUACAAUUUAAUAGUAAACUGCAUCUUUAAUUA